Messenger RNA from Gorilla gorilla gorilla (western lowland gorilla), 3871 nucleotides. RefSeq names its product guanine nucleotide-binding protein subunit alpha-11. Gene Ontology annotation, cellular component: heterotrimeric G-protein complex; cytoplasm. Lineage: Eukaryota; Metazoa; Chordata; Mammalia; Primates; Hominidae. Bases 35 to 1114 code for a protein of 359 amino acids. Gene Ontology annotation, biological process: adenylate cyclase-modulating G protein-coupled receptor signaling pathway; phospholipase C-activating dopamine receptor signaling pathway. Gene Ontology annotation, molecular function: GTPase activity; G protein-coupled receptor binding; G-protein beta/gamma-subunit complex binding. The transcript is spliced from 2 exons. The record is from RefSeq and is a predicted model, not a curated record.
CGGGCAGGCGGCCGCGUCGGCCGGGGCCGGGACGAUGGCUCUGGAGUCCAUGAUGGCGUGUUGCCUGAGCGAUGAGGUGAAGGAGUCCAAGCGGAUCAACGCCGAGAUCGAGAAGCAGCUGCGGCGGGACAAGCGCGACGCCCGGCGCGAGCUCAAGCUGCUGCUGCUCGGCACGGGCGAGAGCGGGAAGAGCACGUUCAUCAAGCAGAUGCGCAUCAUCCAUGGCGCCGGCUACUCGGAGGAGGACAAGCGCGGCUUCACCAAGCUCGUCUACCAGAACAUCUUCACCGCCAUGCAGGCCAUGAUCCGAGCCAUGGAGACGCUCAAGAUCCUCUACAAGUACGAGCAGAACAAGGCCAAUGCGCUCCUGAUCCGGGAGGUGGACGUGGAGAAGGUGACCACCUUCGAGCAUCAGUACGUCAGCGCCAUCAAGACCCUGUGGGAGGACCCGGGCAUCCAGGAAUGCUACGACCGCAGGCGCGAGUACCAGCUCUCCGACUCCGCCAAGUACUACCUGACCGACGUUGACCGCAUCGCCACCUUGGGCUACCUGCCCACCCAGCAGGACGUGCUGCGGGUCCGCGUGCCCACCACCGGCAUCAUCGAGUACCCUUUCGACCUGGAGAACAUCAUCUUCCGGAUGGUGGAUGUGGGGGGCCAGCGGUCAGAGCGGAGGAAGUGGAUCCACUGCUUUGAGAACGUGACAUCCAUCAUGUUUCUCGUUGCCCUCAGCGAAUACGACCAAGUCCUGGUGGAGUCGGACAACGAGAACCGGAUGGAGGAGAGCAAAGCCCUGUUCCGGACCAUCAUCACCUACCCCCGGUUCCAGAACUCCUCCGUCAUCCUCUUCCUCAACAAGAAGGACCUGCUGGAGGACAAGAUCCUGUACUCGCACCUGGUGGACUACUUCCCCGAGUUCGACGGUCCCCAGCGGGACGCCCAGGCGGCGCGGGAGUUCAUCCUGAAGAUGUUCGUGGACCUGAACCCCAACAGCGACAAGAUCAUCUACUCACACUUCACGUGUGCCACCGACACGGGGAACAUCCGCUUUGUGUUCGCGGCCGUGAAGGACACCAUCCUGCAGCUCAACCUCAAGGAGUACAACCUGGUCUGAGCGCCCAGGCCCAGGGAGACGGGAUGGAGACACGGGGCAGGACCUUCCUUCUACGGAGCCUGCGGCUGCCGGGCGGGUGGCACUGCCGAGUCCGGGCCGGGGCCUCUGCCCGCGGGAGGAGAUUUUUUUUUCUCAUAUUUUUAACAAAUGGUUUUUAUUUCACAGUUAUCAGGGGAUGUACAUCUCUCCCUCCGUACACUUCGCGCACCUUCUCACCUUUUGUCAACGGCAAAGGCAGCCUUUUUCUGGCCUUGACUUACGGCUCGCUUUUUUCUAAAAAAAAAAAAGAAAGAAAGAAAGAAAAAAAGCAACGAAACAUAAAACACACAAGCGCCCCGUGCCCCCAGUGACUCUGGGCCUCACAGAGCCCCCGCCAGCCAGCAUGGGGCCCCGCCCCGCAGCCAGUCACGCGCUCCCACGCCGCAGCCCCCCGUGGCCGUCCUUCCAACCCCACGUGCUUUUUCUUUCUCCUGCCCACUUCUUUUCUUCAUCACGAAAGGCGUGGAGACUCGGAGACGGACGUUUGUACCCUUUUUUAAGUUAUUGACGCCCAGCGCGCCUCGCCUCUUCACCAAUCAAUGCUGUGCUUUGCCCACUGGACUCCUGAAGAGGGGGUGGGGGGCUCCCUCGGUCGCCCACCCUGGGAAGUGCCUAACCUUUUAUUUUAUUUUAUUUUUUUGAGGAAAAAGAACACCUGACUCACAGGUUGAAGAAACACCCUGGGCCCUCUCUCAUGGCCGGGUUCCCCGUGCCUCUGCAGAGGCUGGGAAGGGUCCCCGGGCUGGAGCCACGGGGGGUCCUCUGGGCUGUGCCUCCGGGGCCAACCCUGGCUGCUUGGGGCUGCCCGGGGACUCCAGAGGGCUGCACGGCCACCCUGCCCUGGCUGGAGCGCACCCCACCGGAGCCCACGUGGGCUGGGCGGCUGGAGGGAUGGUCCCCCGGUGACGCUGGGAGAAAGGCCACUUGGAUGGGGGCGUUUCUGUUUUGUUCCGCUUUGUGAUGUCACCAAUUUGGAAACAGUGAGGGUGGGUGGGGACUUUUACAGAAUAUUCUCAGGUGUGUACCAGAGAGGCAGAGAGAGGGACGUGGCCGGCAGCUCUGUGCGUGGCCUUGUCCCAAGCACUUGUGCCCGCCCCCGAGCGCCGCCCCCGGGGAGCGGGAAGCCGGCACUCGCACUUUGGCCAGGGGCGCGUGGAAGGUGGCGGCAGGCACCGGCCUGGGCAGCUUCCAGGCCUGGCUGGCCACGGCCACGGCCCGAGGGGGAGCCCUCCAGGCCACGCCGCACUGAGCCACAGCCCCGGGGGCCGCCUCCCGGGGCCCCUUGAGGCACUGAGGCACCGAGACUGGUUCUCCCCGAGAGACUCGGAAGCUGUCCCAGGGAUGGAUCGCCUGUGCUGCCUUCGCCCGCCGCCACACCGGGACCCUGCACGGCUGCUUCUGGCCUCGACAGAUGACAAAAGAAACAGCCCCAAAAUACGACCACUCCGACCAGCAGUUCCCGCCUGCCUGCCCGCCACUGUCAGGACUGCCCUGGCCUCCUAGUCCGCAGGGCUGUCUGCUGGCUUCCGGGGGCAGAAGAGCGGGGAGCCCCGUGGAGGGGUCAGGGGAGACCAGGUCAGGGCAGCUACAUUUCUGGUGAUCAGCCCCAUGGGGAGACGGGGCUGGCGGGACCCCCCCGCCCCGGCUUCCCCACACCACUUCUGUCUCACCCGGAAGCGUCCUUUUUUUGUGCCAGGUGUCUACCUAAGAGGGUUGGUGCCAGAAGCCCCCCAUGGCGAGUGCUGGGGCCCGGCGGUGCCCUGGGGGAGCAGAUGGGGCCACCCCUGGCAGGGCCGCUACAACCUUUUCCAGCAGCGGAGCCCUCUGGGGGGCCAGUGCUUGUGGCAUCUCUGAGGGCCCAGAUUGCACAAGGUGACCUGGCCGUGGCCUGAGGGUGGAGUUGCCUAGCACGCAGGCCGGGGCGCUGCGGGGCUAAGUAUUAGGCCUUCCCAGGGAGGGGGUGUGCCAAGCAUCCCAGAGCCGGGCUGGGGCCGCCAAAACGUCUUGGCCUGGAUCCUCUGGGUCUGAGUGCCUGAUCCCCUGCCCCCCAAAAAAGCGGAGGUAGGUGUUGCAGGCCCAGGGCAGGGGUGCCUGCCCCAGGAGAGUCCCAGGCAGUGGUUCUCGUGCCAGUGGCACCCAGGGGCAAGGACAGCCAACCCCCACCCUUGCCACGUGUGGGACCACAUGUGGGCAUGUGGGGUGUGUGUUUUUACCUUGGUGAAUCUCACCUGCCAACGCUUUCUCGUGAGUGCCGACCACCUUCUCCGACCAUGUCACGCCCAGGCGGCAGCGGCCCCCGGCCACUGCAAACCCAUGCCCUGGGUCCCCCGGCUCCCCCAGGGGGGCAUCCCCGUGCCAAUGUCCCCCAGUGGUGGCAGCAGAUCCUGUGGCCGGCCUGGUGGACGGGACCCGGUGAUACUUGUAUAUUACACAGUCCUGAUUUCAGACAAUUUCAACCUUAAUCUAUUUAAAAAAGAAUAUUCUAUACAAGCUCUUUUUAAGCCUUUUACCAUUUGAAAUGCAUGUGCUGUGCGCGUUGGGGAUGGGAGGAGGGGCUGAGGAGCGGCUCAGUGUCACCUCCCACAGCCACCGGCCCUGACCCUUAAUCCAGACACCGAUGGAAGUCGACUUUUCGUAUCUUUCUCCUGAAAUGAACUCUGUUUUAAAUUGGAAUAAAUUUUGUUCCUAAAUGCAAAAAAAAAAAAAAAAAGAAAGAAA